Messenger RNA from Phymastichus coffea, 2202 nucleotides. Its product is annotated as lipase 3-like. Gene Ontology annotation, molecular function: hydrolase activity, acting on ester bonds. The coding region runs from base 391 to 1665 and encodes 424 amino acids. The transcript is spliced from 6 exons. The record is from RefSeq and is a predicted model, not a curated record. NCBI's taxonomy places the organism in Eukaryota, Metazoa, Arthropoda, Insecta, Hymenoptera, Eulophidae. Gene Ontology annotation, biological process: lipid metabolic process.
CUCACCGCUGACGAUUUAUUUCGGUCAUUUCGCUCGUGCAGAAAAUCUUGAAUUUUUGAGCGCAUCAUUUCGUUUCGUCAGCGCUCCAAGACUCAUCUAAUAUUCGGCGAAGAAAGACAAUUAAAGUGGCUAUUUGUGUAAUUUUAUAGUCACAGCAAUGACUCUACCUGUUAUUAAUCAAUAAAAAUUUCUCGUUAGAAUACAAAAAUCAGCCGUCAGUGCUGCUUCGGACGUGUGAUCGACAGUUCGUGGUUAGAAAUACGAUUAAAACGAAGAAUCUGCAGCGUUUGGUUUUCUUGUGCUGAAGGUGUUUCAAAUCAAUAACGUCAUCUGCAACUUUACCGCACGUGUCAAGCGUGUAAACAAACGGAAAAUCGAUCGAGGGAAAACAUGAAGGCCUGGACUGGUACAACUGUUAUCACUUUGUUGAUCGUCAGUUUUUCAUUGACCGACUGCAGUCUGCCACCUUUGGACAAGAUUGUUGAUGAAAUUCAUACAAUUUCCAAAUACGUCGAUGGACAUUCCAAAAAAUCAUCGCUCUACAAAUGGUGGAAAUACGCGGAUGAUCCAGAAUUGUAUAUGACUACUCCGGAAAUUAUUCGGAAAGAGGGAUACCCGGCCGAAGCACAUGUGGUACUCACGGACGAUGGUUAUCUACUGACAAUGCAUCGCAUUCCUGGACCACCCAACUCGCCCAUUGCCUUUUUGCAGCAUGGUUUGCUUGCUAGUUCAUCGGACUGGGUGAUUACUGGCAAAAAUCGAGCUUUAGCUUUUAUAUUAGCAGACAUGGGCUACGAUGUUUGGAUGGGAAAUGCAAGGGGUAACACUUAUUCUAAGAGCCAUAUCAAUUAUACCACGUCCGAUUUGAAGUUUUGGAAUUUCAGUUGGAACGAAAUGGCUAUCUACGAUUUGCCAGCAGAGUUAUCAUACAUUACGAAUAUAAAGAAAGAUAAAAUGAUAUACAUAGGCCACUCGAUGGGAACGACAAUGUUUUUCGCCAUGUCCAUAGACAAACCGGACGUGGCGUCGAAUAUCAAGGCUAUGUUUGGAUUAGCACCAGUUGCCUUUUUAAAUCAUAUUAAAAGUCCAGUGAGGCUACUCGUUCCGUUUCUUCCUGAAUUAGAGCUGAUCAUUCGUUUUCUGGGAGAAGGUGAAUUUCUACCACAAAAUUCGAUUAUAAAGUUCCUUGCUAAGUACGGCUGUGAUAUCGAUGUAACGGAAGAGAAAAUAUGCGCCAACACGUUAUUCGUCAUAUGUGGUUUCGAUACGUUACAAUUCAAUUAUACACUUCUACCGAGAAUUCUGUAUCAUUCACCAGCGGGUGCAUCGACGAAAACUUUAAUUCACUUUGCACAGGAAAUCAAGUCUGGAAGGUUUCAACGUUACGAUUAUGGAGCUGAAGUUAAUAAAAAGUUGUAUCACAAUUCUACGGUGCCUGAUUAUGAUCUCACAAAAGUUCAAGUUCCAGUUGGAUUAUUUUGGGCUGAAAAUGAUUGGUUGGCUAGUCCAAUUGACGUCCAAAAGCUAUCUGAUUUAUUACCAAACAAUAUUUUGAAUCGCAAAGUUGACUAUCCAACGUUCAACCAUCUGGACUUUAUGUGGGCUGUUGAUGUACCAAAACUUGUUUAUAAAGAUCUUAUUAUUGCCAUGAAUAAGUAUCGAUAGUUUGAGAUUUACUAACAAACUUGUACGGCACGUUGAUCGUGUAAAUACAAAGUCAUUCAUUACGCAGACUUCGUUGAAAAAUUUGAUUCAUUUUCCUACUGAUUAGAAUAUAAACGUCUUUGGUGUAAUAUUAUUUUGUAGUAAAAUGGCUUGAAUUGAAAUUGAUGACUAUUUUAAAUGUAGCUUCCAAAUAUAAUAUUUUUCUUAGUAAUUACCUUUUUACUACUUUAUGUAACACAUAUAAUUACGUUUGUCAUUCAAUUUACCACAGACAAAUUAACCACGCUUACUUGGUCGGUUUUAAAAUAUGUUACUUUUCAGAUGAUUCUUGUAUCAUAAUUCUCGUGAACUUGAGUUACGAUCUAAUCGACGUAAUUUUUUAAUUAUAAUAACUUUCUAUUGCAAGAAAAAAAAAUAAAAAUGUUACAAAGAAAAGCAGAAAAAUGUGUCAUCUGAAUAGCUAGCUACGUCGCGAAUUUUCUUCCGUAUUGUCAACGUGGGUGUAAUAUGGAUUGAUCUUCAGUGUCAUUUCACGAU